AUGGCGCUUCAUCGGAUGACGUACUGGCGUACGGUGGGGCGUGGAUUGGGGCUUGGACUGCUGGACGUGGCGAUCGUCAUCUCGUUGGGCAUCUCCAUCUUCUAUCUAUUUGCCGGAUAUGCCGUCCGUCCGUACGAAAGGGGAUUCUACUGCAACGAUACGUCGAUACGAGGGCCAUUUCUGCACAACACCGUCACCACAAGGCACCUUCUGCUGAUCACUCUUGUGGCGCCAGUAUUGGGUAUCGGCUUGUUCGAGUCCCUUUUCUACCGUAAUUCGAAUGGUGCGAAUCGUCUCGCCAAGCUCUACCGUUCCAUAUCCCUCGAGUAUUGCGAGUAUCUUCUCGCAUAUACCGUGUGCACGAUUUUUAUGGAAUUUUUUAAGUGUUAUUUCGGCCGUCUCCGUCCUCACUUCCUCUCGGCCUGUGAUCCAGAUUGGUCUCGAAUGGACUGCUCGACCGACCCCUCCGCCUACAUCCCCCAAAUCUACUGUAAAGCGACGGAGCAUCGCGUACGCGUCUCUCGCACCUCAUUCCCCUCAGGCCACUCCUCGGCCGCCUCGUUCGUCUUCUUCUAUUUCGUCGUGUACACGCGACGCCUAUCGACGGCCCUCCCCACAGCCACCUCCAUUCGGACGGCCAGAACAAUACUAUUGCCGGUGCUGGCAUUAUGGUGGAUGACGGUGUUGGUGACGCGGGUGACGGACAGUUGGCACUUUCCGACGGACGUCAUUGGCGGAUUGGCCCUCGGCGCCAUCUCCAUCUACAUCCCAUUCAAUCUACUGCAGGACCCACGCCCGCGGCGAGUCUUCGAAAAGCGCCAACUCGACGCGCCGCGCCCCAAAAACGCG
This is a messenger RNA of Mesorhabditis spiculigera, 849 nucleotides long. The record is from the annotation of a GenBank genome assembly. Lineage: Eukaryota; Metazoa; Nematoda; Chromadorea; Rhabditida; Rhabditidae.